AUGGCCUUCCCUAAGCCAAUGGCUUUUCCUCCUGCCUGGAUUUGGGGGUUUGCUUUGUUCCUAGCUUUGAAGGAACCCAUCCAAUCUGAUAUCAUCAUUGUAGCCGCACUUGGGGGAGAGGCAAAUUUCCAUUGUAACUUCUUGCCCUCAAUGGAUGUUUUGCAAGCUACUUGGCAGAAGAGAAAUGGGGCUUCCUUCCAUAACAUGGCCACCUACAGCCCAAUACAUGGGCUGAGGCUGAUAAGGUCAUUUCAGAAGAAGGUGUCUUUCACUAGAGCAACCCCAAAGGCCUCAGCUAUCAUCCUCCAAAAUCUCACACUUGAGGAUGACUCUUAUUACAGAUGCAUUUUCAAUGUGUUCCGUCAUGGCUCCCUCAGCAAAGACAUACACCUCAACAUCCAAAGUAAGUUUUCCACUAACACUUUCUCUCUUUCUGGCAUUCAGUUUGGGUCUGAUGUACUCAGAAGGCAGAAGACACACGGUACACCCAGAACUCCUGGAAAGACAGGCUUACAGCAAGACCUAGGUGAGAGAGCCUCUCUGAGCCUGUACACAUCAAAAGACCAACACAUUCCUUACCCAAAGGAGGGAGAUCUAUGCCAUGGGAUCUCUCCCAUGGGGGACAGUUCUCCGGGAAUUUCUCCAUCAUGGUUGCAAUCUCACAAGCAGAAGUCCAGCCAAAACUGCUGCAAUCCUGGUAAUCAGAAGCCUGCUUGUCCAAAUGCUGUUAUUUCUCAGUGUUCUAGCAGUACUGUCUGGUAUGUUAACAUUCUGCUUGGUGAUGACUAG
Zonotrichia albicollis (white-throated sparrow) is the source of this 789-nucleotide messenger RNA. The record is from RefSeq and is a predicted model, not a curated record. Lineage: Eukaryota; Metazoa; Chordata; Aves; Passeriformes; Passerellidae.